AUGGCUGAGUCUAAGAACCAUACGAAUCAUAACCAAAAUCGCAAAGCUCAUCAAAACGGUAUCAAAAAACCUAAGGAGUUCAGGCAUGAAAGUACCCUGGGGAUGGACCCCAAAUUCUUUUUUUUUUAUAGGAUAGGUAAAAAGGAUCUCCGGUUCUCUACACUCACCAUACGAAACACAGCAGCGUUAAGCUGCUAUUUUACGCUGGUACUAGUAUUCUUGAGGAAUCAAUGGUUUUGCAAAAAGGGGAACCUGAAACCUGUCAAACAGCUUACACGUGCUGCCGAGAAAAAAGCAGCUCGAGAAGCUAAGGCUUAA
Molecule: messenger RNA, 318 nt
Organism: Parnassius mnemosyne (clouded apollo)
Lineage: Eukaryota; Metazoa; Arthropoda; Insecta; Lepidoptera; Papilionidae
Source: the annotation of a GenBank genome assembly